UUUUUGUUUUCGUUACUUUUUUUCUUUUUUCCCCGUUUUCUCGCCCCGCGGCCAUCCUUCAGCGACGGUUCGGCGCGGCGUGCACUUAUCGCGAGCGCGCGCGCGCACGGCCACCACCACCGUCGCCGUCACCGUCGUCGUCGAGCGCGUCGACUUCGUCGCGGCCAGUGUAACCCGCGACGUCCGACCAUGCGCAGACGCCAGGACCACAGCUGCAGCCGGCACGUCGCGACGACACCGUGAAGAGACGAGAUAUGCGCGGCACUGCGCUCUUCGCCACUGUCACCGUCCUCCUAACCCUCUUGGUAUCGCAUUGCGCGAGCCGCCCUUGGCAUCACCGGCGGCAACAGUGGCAGAGACCCUCAGUGUCACCAACGCGACCGGCGGCAACGGCUGCUUCGAUUUAUGCGGAGUACGAUGAUCCGUCCGUGGCCGUCAACGGUCAGCCGCCCUCGUCGGAUCAGAGCCUGCUACAGCAGGAAUCACAGGAACCGGAUUACGGGGAACCAGGGCGGAUGUUCGUGGAACCUGAACGAGUGUACGCGGAACCGGAACAGAACUACGAGGUGGAUGAAGCGGUGAGUGUGCUGAGCGACGGACGCGUGCACGGCGUGCAACAGCAACUGACACCGACGACUUCGGUGCCCGGGAGUUACGACGUCAGUAGCACCACGGCUAGUGACAAUACCGACAUCUCCAUUACCAGCUUCACCACCUCUACCACGACCACGACUCAGGCGGUGGAAACCCGGAAGAGUGGCUAUGUGGUGGACGGAAAACACUACAGGAAGUACAGGGUCGAGGAAGAGACGCCGGACGGGUUCAUCGUGGGCGAGUACGGAGUGGUCAGCCACCAUGACGGCACCACUAGAGGCGUUCGGUACACGGCCGACAGCAGCAUCAACCCGCGAGUCAUCUACGAAGCACUGGCCAAGUUCUUGGCGCUCAGGCGGUAGAUCGCACCGCAGACGGAUGACGGUGAACUGCCGCGGGCUAGCCGAAUGAUGUUCGGCUGGUACUGCAGUUGAUUGCACUUCAUAGAACACUUAUUUUUGCUGUAAAAUAAUCACGAAUUAAAAUAUUGUAGUGUAGGUCGGUUCGCUGUCGUUCGAAACUAUCAUUUUUUUUUUUUUUUUUUUAAACGAAAUUUCUAGUCAGGUUCUAUUAUACUUGUCGUCGCCGCCGCCAUCAUCGUCGUCGCCAACCGCAGCCGGCUUCAAUACAGAUAAAGUGGAGACCAACAACAAACAUCGUACUCGAACAUGAUAAUAAUGAUAAUAAUAAAAAUAAUUAUAUUAUAAAUAUUUAAGCGCGCGUAUUGUCCGAAUCGUUAUUAGUGCCAUUUUCCGCCAACAAUGUGAUGAAGAUGUAUGUAUAAAAGAUAUACUCUCACUCGUUAUAUGCAUAUAAUAUUAUAAUUUACUGUGACUGAAUGGAAAUUUGGAAAAAUGUAGAUUUAUCUAACAAUAAACAUUAUGUUUCGAUCGAAAUAUACGUGCAUACAACAUAUUACCUGUGUAUGUCAAUAAGAA
Molecule: messenger RNA, 1532 nt
Organism: Melanaphis sacchari
Lineage: Eukaryota; Metazoa; Arthropoda; Insecta; Hemiptera; Aphididae
Exons: 2
Coding region: 255-956 (233 amino acids)
Source: RefSeq, a predicted model, not a curated record